Cladocopium goreaui is the source of this 831-nucleotide messenger RNA. The record is from the annotation of a GenBank genome assembly. NCBI's taxonomy places the organism in Eukaryota, Dinophyceae, Suessiales, Symbiodiniaceae.
AUGCACGGAUGCCCCAGGCCAUGUCUCCCACAAGAGGAGAAGUGUGUGAAGUUUGGUCCCGUGUAUCCGGGCAUGAAAGCAGUGCUGUGGGUGCGCAACGAUGGCAUGAGGAAUCAUCCGCAAUGGUUCCCCGAGUUGUCCAGUGGCUCCAGCGACUUGGAGAUCGCCAAGGUGCUCUACCAGCACGGCAACAAGGAAACCCCACGCGUUUGUCAGGAUGAUGAGGAGGAGGGCCAUUUUGUGCCCGCCGAACAAUGGGACGCUUUCAAGCGCAAGAGUGCCAAUCCGCAGCCAAAACAGGCGGCACAUCUCGAAAAGCCUUUCUUGAACUGUGGAUCCCAUGGGAUUGGUUUCUCCGUGCUGGACUUUGAGGGCCAUUUCCCGGUCACAAAGCCUUCCAGCUAUGCAUGUCGCACGCACUGUGCCGACGAGAAGGCCACCUAUUUCAACUACUAUGCGCCCACCCAGACAUGUCACUGCCCUCCACCCACCGCAAAGAUGGUGAAAGAAAUUGUGGAGGAGAACAUCGGUGGGAAGGUGCGCUGUGCCAGCACGGAAUACAUCAAGAAACUCGAAACCUCGGAGCACGCAGAGCCCGCUGUCUAUGAAGCAGUCGCUUUCGCAGUGCCCCUGCUGCUGAUGAUGGUGUUCAUGGUGGCUGCAGUGGCUGCCAUUUCUCUGUCAAGGAAGCGAUGUCGACAGCUUCAGACACUGUCCGAGAGCGGCCUUGUUGCCGCAGAGACCGGCGAAGCCGUGGGCGAGGAAGGACACGAACGUAUACUGAUGAUGGGAACGCUGCUGCAUGAGACGACGAGCGAGAUGGAUUUCUGA